Molecule: messenger RNA, 816 nt
Organism: Staurois parvus
Lineage: Eukaryota; Metazoa; Chordata; Amphibia; Anura; Ranidae
Source: the annotation of a GenBank genome assembly
AUGAAUUCAUCCAAUGACCUUCUCCUCAUUCAUUCCAUCCAGUUCAAUGCCACUUUGGACUUCAACGAGACUCUCUUGCUUAACAACCUCAGCAUUGAGUUUUGUGAGCAGGUGUUCAUCAAGACUGAGGUGUUCCUGACCCUGGGGAUUAUCAGCUUGCUGGAGAACAUCCUGGUGAUCCUGGCCAUCCUGAAGAACAAGAACCUCCACUCGCCCAUGUACUUUUUCCUCUGCAGCUUGGCCGUGGCCGAUAUGCUUGUCAGCGUGUCCAACGCUUUGGAAACCAUCGUCAUUGCCGUGCAGAACAAGUACCUCGACGAUGUCUUUGAUUCUUUGAUCUGCAUUUCUCUGGUGGCUUCCAUCUGCAGCCUGCUGGUGAUCGCCAUAGACCGCUACAUCACUAUUUUCUACGCCUUACGAUAUCACAGCAUCAUGACGGUGAAGAAAGCGUUGGCUUUGAUCAUGGUCAUCUGGGUCUCCUGCAUCAUCUGCGGGAUCGUCUUUAUCGUCUACUCCGAGAGCAAGACGGUCAUCGUGUGCCUCAUCACCUUGUUCUUCACCAUGCUUGUUCUCAUGGCCACCAUGUACGUCCACAUGUUCCUCUUUGCCCGCCUCCACGUGAAACGGAUUGCGGCCCUGCCCGUGGACGGCGUGGUGCAACAGCGGACGUGCAUGAAGGGCGCCAUCACCAUCACCAUCCUCUUAGGGGUCUUCGUUGUGUGCUGGGCUCCUUUCUUUCUCCACCUCAUCCUCAUCAUCUCCUGCCCGCCAACUCCUACUGCAUCUGCUACGGUGCCUACUUCAACACGUACUUAA